GAGAGGGAGGGAGGAGGGGGAGAAAGAGCGCGCGAGAGAGCGAGAGAGCGACGCGAGAGAAAGCGUCGGACACAGAAGAAGUAGGAAUGCCUGCCUGCUGAAGGGGCGUGUGCGUUCGUUCGAUUGCUGAGUCAUCGAAGGGCAAGCACGCGGCGGUAGAGUAACUUAGGCCGGGGAACAGGAGCAACAGGGCUGCUCUGUAGACCGCGGCUGCCGGAGCUGCCUGUGCCACCGAAGCGGACAGCAGCAGAUAGCAUGAGGCUUGGUGAGUGGACAACAGCAGUAAUCAUUGCUUCUUCACAAGUGAUGUCAUCGGCGGCCUUCCUCGCAACGCCGCCGCCUCCAAACGCCUUGCUGCUGCAGCGUCCCUCUCCUGCGGCAACAGCAUCUCCAUCUUCCACAAGAUCAGAAUUCCAACUGCAUGCCAUGGUGGAGGACAGCAUGUUGUCGCGGUCAGGCCUAAUGGCCGCCGGCUUGAAAGCGGCGGCCGCCGUGGCUGCCUCUGCUGCUGCUGGUGCCGCCGGCGUAUCACCCGCAUCCGCAGCUGGUGUGGAGCCGGAAGUCACGUCGAAGUGCUUCAUUGAGGUUCGAAUUAUGGAGCCCCUCAACGAAGCAAACGGCUACAGCAGCAAGAACGCCUUCAAGGGGAGGCUGGUGUUCGGAGUGUACGGGAAAGAGUCUCCAAAGGCGGCCGAGAACUUCUUGCGCUACGUGCGGGCGGAUCGAUCGAACGGGGAACCUUCUUACGCUUCGGGGCAGCUAACCAAGAUGGAGCCUGGCGUCUUUCUAGAGGGCGGAAAGAUUGCCGGUCUGAACAUCAUCAACAUCGGGGGGCAAGAAGAGCUGGAGUAUGGUGGGGAAGUCGUAGCCCCCCUCCCGUCCCUGCUGGAGGCGUCCUCGAACAACCGGCCCCACGACCGGCGGGGUUUGCUAACGAGGGACAGGCUUUCGCGGGGGCCGGAGUUCGGGAUAACUCUCGGGGCGGCCCCGGCUUUGGACGGCAGCCACGAGGUCUUCGGCAGGCUGCUGCAGGGAGAAGAUGUGCUGGCGAGGCUAGAGAAAGUUCCGGUGUACGGCGGCCAAAGCAGACUAGAGGAGGGAAGUUUAGCGUCCGACGCCUUCAAGGCUCAGAACCGCGCCUUGGUGUAUAUUGGAAAGAACGUUUUCAGAGACGAACGCGCGGUGGACCGCACAGGCUCUCUUAUGCGAAGAGUGGACAUCCUCAGUUGCGGGAUGUUGUGAGAGGAGAGAGAGAGAGAGAGAGAGAGAGAGAUUCUAGAAGAGACUUCAUUACGUGAACGGUACUGCUGUUUAUUUGGUGAAGGCGUCGGCGUUGGGUUCGCGUGCGAAGAGUGCUCAAAUCUUUCCGCUGUGGCUGUGGCUGGGUUACUGCUGUAUCCAAUGUAGCUUACAACGUGAUGAUAGAAAAUGUGAUGUCGUGACGUGCUCCUCUACGGGAUGUUGUGGCUGCGGGUGCUGAAAUCAGUGAGUUAAACAUUUAACACAUGUCCUCGAGACGACGGCGGGGGUGGCUGGGGGGGGGGCGAACUUCUUCUUAUCGCGAGUUCAGCACUUCCCCCGAUUGAUUGUGGGAGCUAAGUUUUUCACCCAUAAUGUUAUGUGCCAUCGACCCGACAUUUUGGAAACCGCCCGGACGGAAAUAGUCUAAAUGAUGAGUGACGCUCUGCGGGUGCGUUUGUUUGCUUUGUUUUCCUUCAAGAGCCCAAAAAACACGGUGAAUUUUCAUCGCGUCAUUGGUGCAUGAUGCUUAGGAAAAGCUUCUGAAGCAAACAUUAGCGGUGAAUCGGCUUACAAUUUCCACGCUGGAGUCGAAAUAUUGCAGUCAGUUAAACUUAGGCAGGAUGAGAAACGGUGACCGAACCUGACCGGUACAACCGCCAAACCGACGCAACAUUGAAGACAGACAGUAGAUGUCGGCAACCCAGCAGUAUAUCUACCGUAUAUGAUGAAGUGUAUGCAUGUUGUGUGGAUCGGUUGGGAUUUUGUUUUUUUGUGUUUUCGAACAGAUACACGGCCCAGGGCUCACGCGUGCGACCGCGGUAAUGUACGGGAUACUUCACUCUCUGCCGACAAUACGUACCCAAACACCAGUCCAUUUUUUAUUUUAUUUUUUUAAAGGUGUACCCUCCCCGGCCUACGGGGGGCAAUUGGCUUGUGACCACGGAAGGCGUCCGCGUCAGUUGGACCAGUACGGACACCAGAAGGUAUGAGUGGAGACCUGAACGGGUUUUCAAUGUGAAGACAACAACAGCAACAAACACCCAAAACGUGCGUGGGCGAUCGGGCGCGCACCUCCUCGUUCCGCAGACCGUACUGUUUCCUCAAAACCCCUCCCUCGUUCCAAUAUCCAUAAAUGACAAUCACGGAGCCCCCGAGCGCGACGUUGUCUCUCUGCUCUGGCAGCCACUUGCGGAGAUAACAGCCAGCAGCAGCGAAACAACCAGAAAGAAGAAACCAGGGAGCGAGUAGACAAGGUAGAGGGCACAGACGAAUAGACCCACAGAUCGCUGGGGCGAGGAGCCAAGGAAGCUGCAAAGGGGAAAAAGCUUCCUGCGAGAGUUCAGGCGAUCCCGACAAAUACGGUGGGCGCUGUGCUGCCAGUUUCGGUAGGCAGGGGGGUGGUAUCCAACGUACAGAUCGGCAACCGGGGGCGCGGUGUGUUCUCUGCUGGAGCAAACUCGUUACUGUAGUAAGCGUAAGGCGAGAUAUACUCCAUACACACCGGGCCUGCGUGCCGGAGGUUCGCUUGCUCCUGCUACUGGGUGAAGAGAGGGUAGGAGUG
Molecule: messenger RNA, 2803 nt
Organism: Ectocarpus sp. CCAP 1310/34
Lineage: Eukaryota; Phaeophyceae; Ectocarpales; Ectocarpaceae
Source: the annotation of a GenBank genome assembly